Molecule: messenger RNA, 2087 nt
Organism: Serpula lacrymans var. lacrymans S7.9
Lineage: Eukaryota; Fungi; Basidiomycota; Agaricomycetes; Boletales; Serpulaceae
Exons: 10
Coding region: 54-1922 (622 amino acids)
Biological process (GO): DNA-templated transcription
Molecular function (GO): zinc ion binding; DNA binding
Source: RefSeq, a predicted model, not a curated record
AGAACGAGGAAGGCGACGAGGAGCACGAUGCAAAUGACAACCACGAAAUCCCUAUGCCCUCCGAUAUCCCGUGGCUCAGCCACGCGUUCCCUUUUGCUUCUACUACAGCUAAACUUGCCGAAAAUACUCGAGGAACACUUUUAAGCUUUCUACCCAGGGCUUCCACUACUCGGAAUAUUGCUGAUAUGUACUAUAAACAUGCAGCUUUUCUAUACACGCCUAUACCUGAAAGCGAGUUCCAUGAAUCGAUAUUUCUUCGGAUAUACCAUCCCGACUUGGUUCCAGAUAACGGACCGGCAAACUCUCACCGACUUGCCGUUUUGUUUAUGGUCUUAGCUUUAGGAACUUUGAUGGAUCUCGAUAAGCCAUCACACUCUCAAGAAUCGAAACAAUAUUACCAGCUAGGCCGUGCCGCUCUAUCACUUGAUUCGGUUUUCGAAGAACAGUCAAUCAUAUCAAUACAGGCAUUGUUCUUAAUGUGUCACUUUAUGUUUCUGUCCGAUAUUGAAGGACCUCGUUGGGCGCUAAUGGGACUAGUGGUGAAGUUGGCUCAGGGUAUCGGACUUCAUCGGGAUAGUGGGAAAUGGAACCUUGAGUCCGAAGAAACUCAAAAACGCAGGACGCUGAUGUGGGAAAUCUAUACAUAUGACUCUUGGCAGAGUCUUACCUUUGGUAGACCGCCAUCAUUUGCUUUGGCUCAUAUCGAUUGCCAGAUGGCUUACGAUACUACGCGGAAUGAAGCCGGAGAGGUUGAGAUGUCAUUUGCUGCGUGGAAGCAUCGAUUUUCAUCUCAGUGCCUCAGCACGGUUCAAGAUCAAGCUUUCGGUGCACGCACUCCGAGCUACAAAACGAUACAGCAGCUUGACAGACAAGUGCGAGAGUUCUACUUACCCCCAUCUCUGCAGGUUCCUGGCUUUGGGAACUCCAAGAUAGGCAAAGAGGUUGAACAACCAUCUAUACAACUCACGAUGCAACGAUACCUUGCAUUUGCCAUCAGAGAAAUUACACUUUUUUACAUGCAUCGUGGCUUCUUCGCACGCGCGGUUGAAGACCAUCCUGAUGAUCCCCUGGGUAGUAAAUACGCACCAUCUGUGUUAGCGGCAUAUAGCAGUGCUUGUUCGUUCGUCGGCUUGAUCGAAAGUCUUUACUCACAACACCCUGCAAUUACUGAGCGCAUGUGGUUCUUAUUUACACACGUUUUCUCAUGUGCUAUUGUCUUAGGGGCAAUUGCCACAAAAAAUCAGAUGGCUCUGGCCCCCUCGGCUUUGUCGCACUUAGAAUCGGCUAAUCACUUAUUUGAGCAAGUGUCUGAAAAUCCAAGAGCUAGUAAAAUCAUACCCAUUAUACAGAACCUUAGACGCCGUGCCCAGUCCGCUAUUGUCGAAGAUAAGGGCAGAAUCAUGGAUAGUUUCCGUGUUAACUAUUUUGGAAGUAUCAAGAACGAGAUCGAUAAAUUAUCGUCGCUGGGUGGCAUGACCCGACUUGUCUCCCGGCGGAAAAACUCGUCCCAUCCGUCCCCGGGCAACGAUAAUAGAGGCUCUCAGAGUCCUACAAGCAUAUCUCCAACCGUGAAUAGGUCCUCCUCGCUUCCUUUGAAGGAAUCCACUCCACCCUCUGCGCUGGAGACCUUCAGCCCGUGGCAACAAAACUUUGGUCACUUCCAUCAUUCACCGCAUUCUACGCCAAGCUAUCCUCCAGUGCCCUCUAUGCACGAACAGGGCAUGUACAAUGGCCAUACAGAUGCCCAUAUGACACCUCAAUACUUCACAACCUAUAACAACCCCAGUCCACCCGGGAUGGAGGAAUGGUACUCUCAGUCAAACAUGAUGCCAGUGCAGAGUCCUGUAGAUGGCUACUACCCCGCUGCCGAUCAUCUGAAUGCUUCGUGGCAAAGCUUCGUCGCUCAGUAUAAACCCGUCUAACAGGAGCCUGUCUAACGAGAGAAAAACGGGACAUAUCAAUGUUCAUAGUCGUUUUUUUUCUUUGGUCGUCUUUUUGCUCUUCUUCUUCUUUUUUUUUUUUUGUUAUCUCUUGUACUGUAGAACAAAUGUAGUAUCAUCUUUCCUGUGUUACAGUGUGUACAUGGC